UGUCCGGGCGGCUGGGGGCGUGGCCGCCGCCGUGGCCGCGGCAUGGAGGAGCGCUGAGGCGCCGCGGAGCCGCCAUGGCCAAGAGCCGCGGGCCCGGCUCGCCCGGCGGCCGCCACCACAGCCUGGCCGGGACCCGCGAGAGCCUGGCCGAGCCCGGCGCCGACGAGCUCAGCUCCCUGGGCUCCGACUCCGAGGUCAACGGCGGCGGUCCCGAGGAGCGGCGCGUCGACAAGUUCGGCUUCAUCGUGGGCAGCCGCAGCGCCGAGGGGCCGCUGGAGGAGGUGCCCUUAGAGGUGCUGCGGCAGCGGGAGUCCAAGUGGCUGGAUAUGCUCAACAACUGGGACAAGUGGAUGGCCAAAAAACACAAGAAGAUCCGGCUGCGGUGCCAGAAGGGGAUCCCCCCGUCGCUGCGGGGCCGGGCCUGGCAGUACCUGUCCGGGAGCAAGGUCAAGCUGGAGCAGAAUAUGGGCAAGUUUGAUGAACUGGAUCUCCUCACGGGGGACCCCAAGUGGCUGGAUGUGAUCGAGCGGGAUCUCCACCGCCAGUUUCCCUUCCAUGAGAUGUUUGUCUCGCGUGGAGGCCACGGGCAGCAGGACCUGUUCCGGGUGCUGAAGGCGUACACCCUGUACCGCCCCGAGGAGGGCUACUGCCAGGCCCAGGCCCCCAUCGCCGCCGUCCUGCUCAUGCACAUGCCAGCCGAGCAAGCGUUCUGGUGCCUGGUGCAGAUCUGUGAGAAGUAUCUCCCCGGCUACUACAGCGAGAAGCUGGAGGCCAUUCAGCUGGAUGGGCAGAUCCUCUUCUCGCUGCUGCACAAGGUCUCCCCCGUGGCCUACAAGCACCUGAGCAAGCAGAAGAUCGACCCCAUCCUCUACAUGACCGAGUGGUUCAUGUGCGCCUUCUCCCGCACGCUGCCCUGGAGCUCCGUCCUGCGCGUCUGGGACAUGUUCUUCUGUGAAGGGGUGAAGAUCAUCUUCCGCGUGGGCCUGGUGCUGCUCAAACACACGCUGGGCUCCUCGGACAAGCUCAAGUCCUGCCAAGGCCAGUACGAGACCAUGGAGAGGCUGAGGGCUCUCAGUCCCAAGAUCAUGCAGGAGACCUUCCUGGUGCAGGAGGUCAUCGAGCUGCCGGUGACGGAGCGUCAGAUCGAGCGGGAGCACCUCAUCCAGCUGAAGAAGUGGCGGGAGAUGCACGGGGAGCUGCAGUGCAAGAGCCCCCCGCGCCUGCACGGCGCCAAGGCCAUCAGCGAGGCCGAGCCCCCCCCUCGCAAGGCGCUGGAGCCCGUCCCCUCCAUCAUCGUGUCCCCCGGGCCCGCGCCCGUGCCCAAGGCCCGCAAGAGCAAGGAGAAGAGCAAGGAGAAGAGCCCGGCCGGCCCCGCCAACGGCCCCGGGGCCGAGGGCCAUGGGGCGCCCAGCUCGGCCCCGGAGCUGCUGCACCCCCAGGUCUCCCCCCACCACCAGUCCAAGGAGAGCCUGAGCUCCCGGGAGAGCGAGGACACGUACUUGUAGGGCCAGCACGGCACGCAUGGACCCGGCUGGAGGCCGCUGCUGGGGGCUGCGUGGGGACCCGUGUCCCCCGGCACCAGAGGGAUGGGGACACGCCAGGGUCGCCGUAUGCAGGGGCUGUGGUGACCCACGGGGCCACCUCGGUGCUGGCACCAUGCGCGGUGGGAGCCCUGGCAGGGGUGGCUGAGCCACCCAAGCUCCCUCCCCACAGCUGGGGGAUCCCGGGUGCCCCUUGGUCCCUUUGCCCUGUCCCAGAGCCCCGUGACCCACUGCCCCCAGGGUCCCUCCAUUGCCUCCAUCCCUCUGCCAGCCCCAGGACCAGUUCCUGAGCACUCAUUCCUGGCGCAGGGGCACUGGGGGGGUGUGGGGAGCCGGGGGCACCCCUCACCCUGCUCCUCUUUAUCUAGUGAGGAUAUAUCGAGCUGUAGCCCUACCUGUAGUACCCAAUGUACCUACUCACUUGAGCCUAUUUAUUACUCCUCCGUGGCAGUAACCGUCGCAGGACAGGGACCGAGGUUGGGAGCUGCAGGAGCAGGGGGGUUGAUGCCAGACCACGGGGCUAAAGCCCCUCCCCAUGUCCUCAGCCUCGAGGGCAGCGUUCCGUAUCCCGGGGCUCCCCCCCAGC
This is a messenger RNA of Pezoporus flaviventris, 2127 nucleotides long. RefSeq names its product TBC1 domain family member 10A (gene TBC1D10A). NCBI's taxonomy places the organism in Eukaryota, Metazoa, Chordata, Aves, Psittaciformes, Psittacidae. The transcript is spliced from 9 exons. Bases 75 to 1505 code for a protein of 476 amino acids. The record is from RefSeq and is a predicted model, not a curated record.